GAUACAUCUGCACCCCGAAAAAUAUACGUCGCCGUCAAAAUUCUGAGUAGACAUGGGACAGCAUGUAUUGUGGGCCGCUUCUGCGCCAAAUACGAAGCCUUUAGGCGUAUCGAGUCCGCUAAUCCGCACCACCCGGACUUUCCACGCUGCCUUACCAUAAGCCACUGUUUUAUCACACAAAGCUCUGUCGGUGGCCAUAUCUGCUUUGCCAUAGACGUAUCAGGCUCGGAUAUGGGGCCCUUC
This is a messenger RNA of Suillus paluster, 243 nucleotides long. RefSeq lists its product as uncharacterized. The annotation marks the transcript as partial. Lineage: Eukaryota; Fungi; Basidiomycota; Agaricomycetes; Boletales; Suillaceae. The record is from RefSeq and is a predicted model, not a curated record. The transcript has a single exon.